Messenger RNA from Aegilops tauschii subsp. strangulata, 1989 nucleotides. RefSeq lists its product as uncharacterized. Lineage: Eukaryota; Viridiplantae; Streptophyta; Magnoliopsida; Poales; Poaceae. The record is from RefSeq and is a predicted model, not a curated record.
CCAUCCUUGCUAGCAGCAUUUGGGUUUUUACCCACAGCAAAGAUGCUAAAUCCUUUUUCCAUCAGAGGGUCUUUUGGGGGGUCUCCCUAGUAUCUCUGUUCAUGAGUUAGUAGCACUGUGUGGGUCAAAGCUGUUUCCAGCAUUGGGCACUGUAGUGCAUCGCCCGUUUAUGGGGCUUUGGAUUGGAUUUGUUGUCCCAUGGCCAUGGGUAACAUGGCAGGCACUACACUAACACUGUAGUAUAGGGUCACCUUCUUUUGUUUUGUUUUUGCUUUUUCCUUCUUUCCUUUCCCUGUAUGGAGUUAUGGCCAUGCUUUGCUGCUCCAUGCUCCUCAGAGUGGGGGCUCAGUUCAUUCUCCACAGUCCACAGCGAGUGAGUGAGUGAGCUCAGUGAGGUUUGGUGUUGGUGGGUAGAGGUUCACUCUGCUCACACCAUCGCACUCCAAUGGCAGCUUCGCUAGCAGCAGCGGAGCUGUCAACCCCUCCCUCCUCUGCGGAGGAAACAAAGAUGGGGGUCAUGUCUCCGACGAAGCUGAGGAUGAAGCUGCUGGGGAUGGGAUCCCAUCCCCACGGAGCCGCCAACAAGGACGAGGCGGCCAGCAAGUCGCCGUCCAGGCUCCACGCCGACGACCACCCCAAGAACAGCCUCCUGCCGCCCCAGGAGCUCGACGAGGGCUCCUCGGAGUACCCCAAGGACCGCUCGGAUUCCUCUUCCCGGUCGCGCUCCAGCGGGAGCCACGGCAGGUCUGCUGCUCACUCCGGCAAUGGCGGCAGCUUCGAGUUCCACAUGGAGGAGAGGGCGGCGGUGGCCGGGCUCGGCCCCUUCUUCAGGCAGGUGCCGUCCAAGUGGAACGACGCGGAGAAGUGGAUCGCCGGGAGGCACGUCGUGCACUCCAACCCCAUCUUCUCCAAGAAGGCCGCCGCCGCGCACGGCCACAGCGGCGUCGGCGGAGGCUGCGUGCGCGUCGCGCCGGAGUCUGCGCCGCCGCCGCCGGACGCGAAGAAGGUGAGCGGCGGCAGCGCGCUGACAGAGCUGCCGCGGUCGCCUUCGCCGUCGUCGUCGCUGUCGUCGGUGACCGGGCCGGCGAGCAAGCAGCGUCGCGACACGAAGCUCCGCACCCAGGUGAGCGCUCCGGCGGCGGCGCAGUCGUCGUCGGUGUCGAUGAGGGACGUCGGCACGGAGAUGACCCCGAUCGCCAGCCAGGAGCAGUCGAGGAGCGGCACCCCGGCCGGCGCCGCCACGCCGUCCCUCAGCCCGCUCUGCUCGGUGCCGGCCUCGCCGUCCGCGUCGGAGCGGGAGCUGCAGAUCAGGACGCGCCGGGAGAUCGCCGCGCUCGGGCUGCAGCUGGGCAAAAUGAGCAUCGCCUCGUGGGCGAGCAAGGAGGAUCGCAUACGCACCUCGCCGGAGAAGAGCGCCGGCGAAGAAGACGAAGCCAAGAAGGAGGAGUUCGAAGCUCGAGCCGCGGCAUGGGCAGAGUCAAAGAAGUGCAAAUUUGCAUCAAGAUAUCAGAGGAAGGAGGUGAAGAUUCAGGAGUGGGAGAACUGCCAGAAAUCCAAAUUCGAAGCCAAGAUGAGGCAUGCAGAGGUGCAGGCCGAUCAAAUGAAGGCGCGGGCGAAGAACAGCCUGACCAAGAGGCUGUCCACAUUGAGCCACAAGGUGGAGGGGAAGCAGGCGAGGGUCGAGGCGAGGCGGAACCGGCGGGCGGUCCGGUUGGCCCGGCAGGUGGAGCGCAUCCGGAAGACCGGCCGCGUGCCGUCCCGGUUCCGGUGCUGCAGCUGGUUCCUCUGCUGAAAACCAAACAAAAUUCAGAUUGCCUCUGAAAUGCAACCUGACUGAAGAAGUCUGAAGAUGUACAUGAAAUUAUUUGAAUCAAUUUGCCUAGGUGUUGCUUUGCUCUGUAGUCUGUACAAUCUGAAUUGCUGUGACCUGAGCUACAGUGGCAUGUUGCCAUUGAAAACAUGAGCUAAUGCUAAUGGCCUGCUGACUAA